Molecule: messenger RNA, 607 nt
Organism: Sphaeramia orbicularis (orbiculate cardinalfish)
Lineage: Eukaryota; Metazoa; Chordata; Actinopteri; Kurtiformes; Apogonidae
Product: zymogen granule membrane protein 16-like
Exons: 3
Coding region: 12-512 (166 amino acids)
Source: RefSeq, a predicted model, not a curated record
UUCAAGGCAGAAUGUACUACAUCGUCCUCUUCAUUCUGCUCCCAGCAUGCAUCUUGGCUGAUGAGACAGCGACCUACUCCUUCUCCCCACCAGUGGGCUCAGGCAGUGGUUCUUCUUAUGCUCUGAGUGGAGAAGGCCGAAUCACAGCUGUCCGAGUGUGGGAGCAAUAUAACUCCUACAUUGAUGGCAUCCAGAUCCGCCAUGGCUUCAUCUGGUCUCGUGUUGCUGGUUACAGUUCUGGAACUCCCCUGGAGAUUGAGCUGCGUGAAGAUGAAGCCAUCAUCCAGAUUUCUGGGAAAUACGCUCACUAUGUGCGGUCUCUUAUUUUCAUCACUAACCAAGGCCGUACGCUGUAUGCAGGUCAGCCCUAUGGCCACUCUUUCAACAUGUACCCCGAGCAUCCACAGGCUGAGCUGCUGUUCAUCAGUGGACGCUAUCAUGGAGCCCUGACCGCCGUCGCAGCGCACUGGGGCGCUCCUGGAUCAAUUGCUGGCAACAGCACCAGGCACUAAGAGGGAGUUAAUAUUGAACACAAUCCUAAUGCAACUGUGCAAAACCAGAAUUGAAAAGGUUUACCAUAAUUAUGAAUGUCAUAAAAUGAAAACAG